This is a messenger RNA of Prinia subflava (tawny-flanked prinia), 4988 nucleotides long. RefSeq names its product adaptor related protein complex 1 subunit beta 1 (gene AP1B1). Gene Ontology annotation, biological process: vesicle-mediated transport; intracellular protein transport. The transcript is spliced from 23 exons. The record is from RefSeq and is a predicted model, not a curated record. Lineage: Eukaryota; Metazoa; Chordata; Aves; Passeriformes; Cisticolidae. Gene Ontology annotation, cellular component: membrane coat; clathrin adaptor complex. Bases 170 to 3016 code for a protein of 948 amino acids. Gene Ontology annotation, molecular function: clathrin binding.
UCCUCAGUUCCGGUGGCGGCGGCGGCGGUGGCAGGACGGGAUCUGCAGUGAGGUGCAGAGAGCUGUGGCGCAGCCCGGAGCUCCCGCUGUUCCCUGGAGAGCCAUCGACUUAGUGGGAUAAAAAAGGCUCUGAAUCAAUCCCAGGGCCCUGCUGCUGCUGGAGACCACCAUGACGGACUCCAAGUACUUCACCACCACCAAGAAAGGGGAGAUAUUUGAGCUGAAAGCUGAGCUGAACAGCGACAAGAAGGAGAAGAAGAAGGAGGCUGUGAAGAAGGUGAUUGCCUCCAUGACUGUCGGCAAGGACGUCAGCGCUCUCUUCCCAGAUGUGGUGAACUGCAUGCAGACUGACAACCUGGAGCUGAAGAAGCUGGUCUAUCUCUACCUGAUGAACUAUGCCAAGAGCCAGCCAGACAUGGCCAUCAUGGCAGUGAACACCUUCGUGAAGGACUGUGAGGACCCAAACCCGCUGAUCCGGGCGCUGGCCGUGCGCACCAUGGGCUGCAUCCGCGUGGACAAGAUCACCGAGUACCUGUGCGAGCCCCUGCGCAAGUGCCUCAAGGACGAGGACCCCUACGUGAGGAAAACCGCCGCCGUCUGCGUGGCCAAGCUGCACGACAUCAACGCCCAGCUGGUGGAGGACCAGGGCUUCCUGGACACCCUCAAGGACCUCAUCUCCGACUCCAACCCCAUGGUGGUGGCCAACGCGGUGGCGGCGCUGUCGGAAAUAGCAGAGUCUCAUCCCAGCAGCAACCUGCUGGACCUCAACCCCCAGUCCAUCAACAAGCUGCUCACAGCCCUCAACGAGUGCACUGAGUGGGGCCAGAUCUUCAUCCUGGACUGCCUGGCAAACUACAUGCCCAAGGAUGACCGGGAAGCACAGAGCAUCUGCGAGCGGGUGACCCCGCGGCUGUCCCACGCCAACUCUGCCGUGGUGCUGUCAGCUGUCAAGGUGCUGAUGAAGUUCAUGGAGAUGCUGUCCAAGGACCUGGAUUAUUAUGGCACCCUCCUGAAGAAGCUGGCCCCACCACUGGUCACUCUGCUGUCCGCAGAGCCUGAGCUGCAGUACGUGGCCCUGCGCAACAUCAACCUCAUCGUGCAGAAGAGGCCCGAGAUCCUGAAGCACGAGAUGAAGGUGUUCUUUGUCAAGUACAACGACCCCAUCUACGUCAAGCUGGAGAAGCUGGACAUCAUGAUCCGCCUGGCCUCCCAGGCCAACAUAGCCCAGGUGCUGGCGGAGCUGAAGGAAUACGCCACGGAGGUGGAUGUGGAUUUUGUCAGGAAGGCGGUGAGGGCCAUCGGCCGCUGUGCCAUCAAGGUGGAGCAAUCGGCCGAGCGCUGUGUCAGCACCCUGCUGGACCUCAUCCAGACCAAGGUCAACUACGUGGUGCAGGAGGCCAUCGUGGUCAUCAAGGACAUCUUCCGCAAGUACCCCAACAAGUACGAGAGCGUGAUCGCCACGCUCUGCGAGAACCUGGAUUCCCUGGACGAGCCUGAGGCCAGGGCUGCCAUGAUCUGGAUCGUGGGGGAAUACGCCGAGCGCAUCGACAACGCCGACGAGCUGCUGGAGAGCUUCCUGGAGGGCUUCCAUGAUGAGAGCACCCAGGUCCAGCUGCAGCUGCUGACAGCCAUCGUGAAGCUGUUCCUGAAGAAGCCCACGGAGACGCAGGAGUUGGUGCAGCAGGUGCUGAGCCUGGCCACACAGGACUCGGACAACCCCGACCUGCGGGACCGUGGGUACAUCUACUGGCGCCUGCUCUCCACGGACCCCGUGGCCGCCAAGGAGGUGGUGCUGGCGGAGAAGCCGCUGAUCUCAGAGGAGACGGAUCUGAUCGAGCCCACGCUGCUGGACGAGCUCAUCUGCUACAUCGGGACCCUGGCCUCGGUGUACCACAAACCUCCCAGCGCCUUCGUGGAGGGCAGCAGGGGCGUCGUGCACAAGAAUUUGCCCCCGCGGUCGGGCUCGACUGAGAUUGCUGAGAGCCCGGACACAGUCCCAUCGGGAGACUCAGCAGCAGAUCAGCCCUCGGUGAUCCCCACCCAGGGGGACCUGCUGGGGGACCUGCUCAACCUGGACCUGGGCCCCCCAGUGAGUGGGCCACCCAUGGGCACCGUGCAGAUGGGCGCCGUGGACCUCCUCGGGGGUGGCUUGGAUGCCCUGCUGCGCAGCGAUGUGGGAGGCAGCCCUGCUAUCGGUGGUGGUGGUGGCACUGCCACACCAGCUCCCCCCACGGCACCCACAAACGUGGGGGCGCCCCUUGGCAGCGGCCUGGGUGACCUCUUCGACCUCACCGGUGGGGUGGGGACCCUCUCAGGAUCCUACGUGGCCCCCAAAACGGUGUGGCUCCCUGCCAUGAAAGCCAAGGGGCUGGAGAUCUCUGGCACCUUCAGCCGCCAGGUGGGCUCCAUCUCCAUGGACCUGGUGCUGACCAACAAAGCCCUGCAGGUCAUGUCUGACUUUGCCAUCCAGUUCAAUCGCAACAGCUUCGGCCUGGCCCCGGCAGCUCCUCUCCAGGUGCAUGCACCUCUGGCUCCCAACCAGUCCGUGGAGAUCUCCCUGCCCCUGAACACCGUGGGCUCUGUCAUGAAGAUGGAUCCCCUCAACAACCUCCAGGUGGCUGUGAAGAACAACAUUGACGUCUUCUACUUCAGCACCCUGUACCCCCUGCACAUCCUGUUCGUGGAGGAUGGCAAGAUGGAGAGGCAGAUGUUCCUGGCCACUUGGAAGGACAUUCCCAACGAGAACGAGACCCAGUUCCAGAUCAAAGAGUGUUCCCUCAAUGCAGAUGCUGUGAGCAGCAAACUCCAAGGCAGCAACAUCUUCACCAUCGCCAAGAGGAACGUGGAGGGCCAGGACAUGCUCUACCAGUCCCUGAAGCUCACCAACGGCAUCUGGGUGCUGGCAGAGCUCCGGAUCCAGCCCAGCAAUCCCAGCUUCACGUUAUCCCUGAAAUGCCGAGCACCAGAGGUGUCCCAGUACAUCUACCAAGCCUAUGAGACCAUCCUGAAGAACUGAGGUGCUGCUGUAGCCCCUCCUCCUCCUCCUCCUCUCGUCCCUCUCCCGCCUGAGGAAGCAGGGCCGGAUCCGUGUGCAUGUCCCUUUCCUUCCUGCCCGGGAAGCAGCCCCUGGGAUUCUCCCAGCAGGGCAGGGGGCCGUCCCCAGCCCUGCAUCCCUGUAGCAAUCCCUGUGUGAGUGAGGCUGUGUUCUCCCUCCAGAUCCCAGUUUCACCCUCCAGCUGGGAGUUUUGGGGGGCUGCUCUCCCACCUCCCAAAAACCCCAGCCCCUGGCUCUCAUGGAGUGGUGUCUGGUGGUGGGUUCAGCAUUCCAAACCCUGGGAAUAGCGGCUGGGGGGCCCAGAGUGCCGUGGGAUUAGGUGGCUCUGGCUGCAGAUCCCCCUGGAGCCCUGGGAUUUGGGGCUGGCACAGGUGGGAAUCAGCUUUGGCUUCUUCCCCCUCUCUCUGCCUCUCUCUGAUUUUGUGCCCUGGUACAGUGGAGUGGUGGGUGAGCCCUUCACAGGGAUCUCCUUCCCAUGGGAGCCCUUCCCGAAGCUCCCAGAAGGGCUGGAGGAUCCCAGAUGUGAGGCUGUACUUGAAGUGCAGCUCAGAAAGGGCUUUUCCAGCCCCUGCCAUGGAGGGCUCUGAGCCUCCCCUCUCCCCCUGCCCAGCCCCACGGCUCCCUCUGCUCCCCCCAGCACCUCUGGGUGCUCCCCUGGGGGUCCCACUGCUCCCUUCCCCCCAAAUCAAGCCAUGGGUCCUCCCCUCCCUCGAAGCAGGAAAUCUCUAAUAUAUGAAAGAUAAAUAUAUUGUAAUGUUCACGGGUUUGAAGGGAAUGUUAAAUAAAGGUGACACUGGCGGGGUGGCCGUGGCCCGCUGAUCCCGAGGGAAGCAGGAUCCUGGAGCUUCCUGCCAGCUCUGAUAAGCCCUGCCUGGGGCCAGGGCCUCUGGCACGGCAGGGCCUGACACAGCAGAGGGACAGGGACACGGGGCCAGUCACCCCCUGGGGACAGGAUGGGCCUGGAGAGCUCUUGGCUCUGCUCCUGGAGCCUCUCAGGCUCCACCAGCGCCAAGCUGGCCUUGUACCCCUACCUGGUGUCCAGUCUGGGUGCUCCGAGCCCCUGCUGGGGUUUGGGACAAGCGUGGGGUCCCCAGGAGGUGCUGCUGGUCCCUGGGGUGGGUGACAGCCCCGGGCAAGGAUGGGCAGCACCACUGAGUCCUGCUCUGGGACACCCCACAGAUCACUGGUGCUGCUCUGGGACACCUCGUGGGCCACCAGCCCCACUCUGGGACCACAGUGCACACCCUGCUCUGGAACCCCCAGUCACAGCAGGGGGGUCACCAGCAGCAGGUCUGGACCCUCCUGGUGCCCCACAACCUGCCCAGCCCUCGGAGCGUGGCCCUGUCCCCCUGGGCCAGCACCCAGGACAGGGGGUGAAGGUCCCUGGCCAUGGGGCACUUUGGGCUCCAGGGACACCUCGGGGGGGUCUCAGUGGGGUACAGGACACUGAGAUCGGCCUCACCCCAGCUCUUCACUGCUCCCACCCCUCCUGGGACCCCAGAGCCCUCCUCCCGUGGGCCUGGGGGUCUGAAUCCCCCUGGACAGAUGAGCAGACAUGGUGGGCUCAGCUCCGUUGGUCUUUACUGGCUGGACAGGACAUGCAGGGCUGCAGGGGUGGGGCCACGGUGGCCUGGGCUGGGGGCACAGCCCUGUCCCACCCUGGGGACAUCAACACGAGCUCUGGGCAGUGCUGGGGCCGGUGGGGGCUGCAGAGGGAAGGUGACCCCUCCUGCCCUGAAACCGGCUGUGGUGACCAACUGCACGUCCCAAAGUCAUCUCAGGGGGGAGAGGAGAGAUGAGAAGGGGGUGAAGGAGAUGAUGAUGGAGCCAAGAAGAGAAGAGGGGAAGGUCAAGAAGAGGAGAAGAAAAGAAUGUGAAGGUCAAGAGGAGAGGAAAAGACAAGAGAAGGAGGAGGCAGCCCAAAAGAAGAAAG